Molecule: messenger RNA, 1896 nt
Organism: Cynoglossus semilaevis (tongue sole)
Lineage: Eukaryota; Metazoa; Chordata; Actinopteri; Pleuronectiformes; Cynoglossidae
Gene: syngr2a
Product: synaptogyrin 2a
Exons: 4
Coding region: 282-950 (222 amino acids)
Cellular component (GO): synaptic vesicle membrane; neuromuscular junction
Source: RefSeq, a predicted model, not a curated record
GCAGCAGCUGCUACUAAUAACUGGCAUAGACGUAAUUGGUGGAUUCGUCAAAUUGCAGCAACAACAACAAACAAAAUGGAAGUGUUUAUUUGAUAUUUACUCGGAGCUACAUAAUCCCUAAAAAUUCGAAGGAGCUCCUGAACUCACCACGACAAAGGAGGCGUGUUUAUAGAAAGUUUUCAGGAAACAGGUCUUGACUAAACCCAACUGUGUUUCAGUGGACAUCAACAUUGUCUUGUGCGGUUAGAUAAACAACCGUAGUCAAAACAGCGGUCAAAAACAUGCAGGGCAGCGCUUACGGAGCCUCUCUGGCCGGUGGCACAUUUGAUGUAGGCAGCUUUAUCAGGCAGCCUCAGACCUGUCUGCGCCUCCUCAGCUGGUUAUUUUCAAUUGUGGUCUUUGCCACCAUCACGGGAGAAGGCUACAUUAACAUACCAUCGGAGCAGGAUGCCAAAUGCAUAUUCAAUAAAAAUGACAGUGCCUGCAGCUUUGGGGUAGCAAUUGGAGUCCUAGCCUUUCUGGCUUGUGUGGCCUUCACCAUCCUGGAUGCCUACUUCCCACAGAUCAGCAAUGCCAAAGAUAGAAAAUACAUUGUCCUCAGCGACUUGGGCUUCUCAGCACUUUGGACACUGCUUUGGUUUAUCUGCUUCUGCCUCCUGGCCAACCAGUGGUCCAACACCCCCAGCACUAGUCUUGUUAUCAUACCUGCUGAUGCCGCUCGUGCAAUCGUGGCCUUCUGCUUCUUCUCGAUCAUCACCUGGGGUCUUCUGAUCUACUUUGCAUAUGCGAGGUACCGCGAAGGUGUGAACGAGUUUGACACAGACUACAGAGACCCAGCCAGCGACCACAGUACUCCAUACCCACCUGCCAGUGCUCCCACUGGGUACCAGCAGUCGCCUUUCACCAACAACCAGGACCACACAGGGGAAUACCAACCUCCGUCUUAUUAAAUAACUGACAUUCGCGUACACCAAACCGAAUCGGGGAGUUUUCUUUUAAAUGAAUAAAUGUGCCAAAGUUUUCAUCUGCAUCCUGAACUCUUCUCUGCACUCCUAUUUUUUCCCCCCUCUUGCAAAAGUAUUUGCAAAUGUUUUGAGUGCACUGAUGCCUUUCAGUUUGAUUCAUUGUUUUUAGUUGUCCGGUGGAUGUUUGGUUUUGUCUUUUGCAGUGAUCCACACAGUAGGUAAACUCUAAAAAAAAUUGAAUUUUGUUUGAAGGAGUCGUUGUUAAACUAACCAAUUCACCUGAAGUUGUUCAAGUGCCUUUGUUUGUUUCAUUUUUUACUUUCAUUUUUGAGGUGCAACUAAGGAGCUGCUUAUAUUGAAGCACAAUUCAACCAACGGCCUUCUUUUUGUUGCCAAGAAAUCAGCUUUAAUUUCUAAAAAAAUAUUCUUUAUAAACCAUCACUGUGUGGUGCAGAUUUAUGUAAUACUGUCAAAUGUUCAAUUCAGCCAAUAUUUCUGAAACUUUAUCAUUUUUUGGCCCACUUGGUGUUAAAUUCAUCUCUCUUUAACUACUGUACUGCCCUUUUCUUUCUUUCACUAAUUGUCAACCACUGAUAAAAGCUUGUAUGCACUGACACUGGGAGCAGUUAGUUUCAAAUGUAUAAUUUGACAGAGCUGUUAAUGGCUUAAAUCCACCUUUUAGGUUACCUUUGUUGUAGAAGUUGCAUUUAAAGAGGUUUCUAAGCAGAGCAGGUUCAGUCAUUGAUAUAUUUAUUCUGGACAUGAUUAUUUUAGGUUGGGUUAGUGACAAUCAUGCUUUUUUUUUCUGGAAUGCUUUACAACAUGCAAAAACUUUUAUUAUGACACUUUGAAGUGUUUCCUCAUCAAAGUGCCUUAUACAGUGUUCUGUAUAACACAGGGUGUGUCAAAUAAAAAUUGACCUAAUUUUGGA